AUGAACAUUGAUAUUAUUAAGCCAUUCAAUAGGCUAGAUAUAUCAUCUUCGAGCUCGAAGGUGAGCUCUCUACAUUUUGCUCACAGCAAGUUAUAUGUGGGCUAUUAUAACGGUGAUCUUUCCGUUCAUUUGGCAGGAAACGGUCAGGCUAAUAGAAAAAUUCAAAGGAGUUUGAAUCCACAGAAAUCAUUCAAUGAAGUCAAAGGGUUAUUCAAUGAUAAUAACCACUCACAAUUGUUUUCAUUAGAGUCCAAAUUUAGCAAUGUGACCGAGAAUGGAUCCUCAAUCGAUUCCAUAUCAGUGUUGCCUCUUGCAAAUGAUAGCAGCAAGACGAUCUUGGCCAUUGGAAGCGCUGGAGUACUUAGAAUUGUGGAAGCAGUUGGAAGACGUAUCCACACCAUAAUGAUGUUCGAUGAAGCCAAAUCAUAUGUGGGAUAUGAGUAUCUAAGUGACCAACAGAAGUUUAUUAUUGCUGCAAAGAAGAAAGUUUUGGUUUAUGAUGUGGUCCAAAAAUCACGGAAUAUAACUCACUUUAAUAAAAUAAAGGAAUUGAGUCUUAAGGAUAAAGUCAAGGCUAUUGGUAUUAUACCCAAUCAAGAAAUUUUAAUUGCAUCUGUAUACGAUUUUGUUCUCCUAGAUAUUGAAACAUUUGGUUUAAAAUCUUUACCAGUUGAUGAAUCUAGCUUGUACAAUUUUAAUCACAGCACUUCUUUCAGCUACUUUGGUAUUUCUUACUCGGGCCCACAAACCCAGAUCAUUAAUAUCAGCUCAAAUAAAACUCUUCUCAUCAAGGAUACGCAGGUCGUAUCCUUGAUUACCAAGGAUGGAAGUCCAUGCAUAAUUGAGCAAAGUCCAAUUAAGUUUUCAACAAUACCUAUCCGCAUAUCUUUUAUCAAACCAUUAUAUCUUGUAUUGAUUUAUCCCAAAAAAAUCGAUAUAAUCGAUAUAAAAACAGGAGAUUUAAUUCAAAGAUUUCAUCAACAAAUUAAUUCAAAUUCCAUUUUCACUACAAUAGAUUCUGAUAAUUUUAUUAUGGGAUCAGGAACUGAUAUAUUGAUAUUUAAAGUUUUAGAUUUGAAGAAUCAAAUCCAUCAAUACUUAAGUAUUAGGGGAGCGGGGUCACAUAGUAAGAACACAAUAGAUCCUAAGAAUGAUUUAAGGUUGAUUGGAUUAGAAAAAGCCAUUAGUUUAGUUUCUUUGGAAAAUGACAAGGAAGAAGAUCAAAAAAAUAAAUUGUUAUACAUUCGAACAUUCUACAUUACAAAGGCCAAGAUUUUGUUUGAGUCAUACUCGAAAUAUCACGAGUCUCUUGUUGAUAUAAGUUCGGAAUGGCUCAUUCCUUAUGAUGAGAUUCUUCCUUUAUUUCCAGAUUUUUUAAAUGGAGAAAAAUAUAAUCCUAACGAUGCCAUGACAAUAAAUAGUGUUGACUCGGGAAGGUCCAUUUCACCUAACAUUGUGAAGAGAAUACUGGUAUCAGAUAUUGAAGGUAAUAAACACAAUAAUUCUACUGAUUCUGGAACAGAGAAUGAAGCCAAUAGCAAAAUUAGCACACCUUCAUCACCUUCAUCUAAACCGCAACAACAGAUGAAUUUACAGCACAAAUCUCAGCAUAUGCGUAAGUUCAGUAAAGCAUUGAAUAAUUUGAUUGUAUAUCUCACCGACCAAAGAAGAAUUCAUGCCAAUUUCUUAGACAAUCGUGAUUUGGAAUGGAAAGGAGUUAAAGUCAAUCCAGUCGAUAUUUAUCCAAUAUUAGAGAAUGCUCAAGAUAAGAAGCAGCUAAAUUCACAACUCCGUCAAAUUGCCACCACAAUUGAUACAUCAUUGUUCCUUUGUUAUUAUUAUAUGAAACCAAUGUUGUUGGGACCACUUUUAAGAUUACCAAAUAAUAAUUGUAAUGCUAGAAUUGUGAAUGAAUGUUUAUUAUCAGAUUUACAUAAACACACUGACCAGCUGCAAAAUUUUUUGAAAGAAUUAUUAGACUUUUAUUUUGGAAGAAAAUUACAUAAAGAUGCAUUAGAAAUGUUAUACAAAUUGGCCCACGAAGAGAAAAAAGACGACCAUGAAUUUGAUCGAUUUAUUGGCGGAGUUGAUUUGACCAUACAAUAUCUUAAUAAAUUGGGGAACGAACAUUUAGACUUGAUUUUCAAAUUUGCCCAUUGGGUAAUCACUGAAGAAACAGAUGACAUUAAACAUGGGGAACUUCUUUUCAUGAACGAUCUGUAUGAGUGUGAAAGUUAUAAUAAUACCAAAGUGCUUGAUUAUUUUAUCUCAGUAAUCAAAAGCGAUGAGUUAGCAAUUAGGUAUUUAGAAUGGUUAUUAUUCGAAAGUGAUGUUUUCGAUGGCAAGCAGCAUCUGAAAUUUUACACUAGACUUUGUUUACUUUAUUUGAAGAAAUUAAAAGAAGGUGCUGAUAAAUGGUAUCCCAAAUUAUAUAAUUUUUUGGAAACCAGUACUUCAUAUGAACCGUGGACAGUACUUAAAAACAUUCCUACCAGUGAAGACAGAUAUCUUAGGCUUACAAUUUUUAUUUAUAAAAGAUUAGGAGAACAUGAUAAAUCGAUUGAUGUGUUAUUCAACCAAUUAGAUGAUUUAGAUGCUGCUAUGACCUAUUGUUCCGAUAUUUAUUAUCAACCACAUAACAAAACCACCGGAGAGAACUUAUUACAUAAACUAAUGGAAGACCUAUUGAUUCAUUAUGAUGAAAAUUUAGAUAAAAUUGAAAAAUUAUUAAUCCUGCAAGGAUCUAAAAUGUCUAUUUUACGAAUCUUGACUUCAUUGCCCAAUUCAUUCCCAAUGAACAAGUUAUCAAUAUUCUUACAGGCAAAUUUACGAAAUAUUCAAGAACUGUUGCACGAUAGUCGAUUAGCACAACAAUUAUACAAAGUAGGAUCCCAGAAAACUCGACAUAAACUACUCACCAAACAAAGCGAAGGAUACCCGGUUCAAAAUGCAAGACAAUUAUGUGGGAUUUGUAAUAAGAAGCUCGGGUACACGGUCUUGAGUAUUGAUAAGAACAACCAGGUGGUUCAUUAUGGAUGUUUUCAAAGAGAACGUGCUGGGACUGAUCCGAGAAGAAAGAGCCACACAUGA
Hyphopichia burtonii NRRL Y-1933 is the source of this 3090-nucleotide messenger RNA. RefSeq lists its product as uncharacterized. The coding region runs from base 1 to 3090 and encodes 1029 amino acids. The record is from RefSeq and is a predicted model, not a curated record. The transcript has a single exon. Lineage: Eukaryota; Fungi; Ascomycota; Pichiomycetes; Serinales; Debaryomycetaceae. Gene Ontology annotation, biological process: intracellular protein transport; vesicle-mediated transport; endosomal vesicle fusion. Gene Ontology annotation, molecular function: protein binding. Gene Ontology annotation, cellular component: cytoplasm; fungal-type vacuole membrane.